CUACCUUAAAAACGACCACGGUAGAAAAAUCAAAUUGUUUAUAUUAACCUUCAAUUUUCAAUUCAUCUUUCAAUUUUAAAAAACUAAAAUUGCUUUUUAGAACUUAUUCAAUUGGACUUUCUACUGUUUCUUUAAUUUCUAAUGGCUCUAAGCAAUACAGGCAAGAAGGAACUGAAAAAAGAAUUGGAUAGGAGAAAUUAUUAUGAAACAACAGAAAGAGAAAGGGUUGCAGUAGAAGACAGGAAUAAAUCUAGAAAUCUCAUCAGAUUACUCCAAGUUCAGAGGAAGGAGCAGGAGACUGCAGAUCAAGAGCAAAAUGCAAGGGAACGAGAAGCUUAUCGUGAAAGGAGUCUGGAGCAAGAGGAAACAUUAGCCAGGGAAUUAGAUGAACUUAGAAGGAAGGAAAUAUGCUCUAUUCGGGAAAGACAAAUACUGAGGGAAACUAGCCAUGAACUCAAAGAUCUUGAAACAAAAUUGAGAGCUGCUUAUGCCAAGAGGGAGUUGAGAGCUCAAAUGGCUGAAAAUGAAGAGAAGAGACGUCUUGAAAAGUUGAGAACAAUAGAAAUGAACAAAGCUCUCGAGGAAGCAAGAGUGAACGAAAUCGAAUAUGACAGAUACCUGAAACAACAAGAAAUAAACAAAAAACACCAAUAUAAAAAAGAACUGCAAGAUCAGAUGAUCUUCAAAGAAAAAAUGAAGAGAUGCAAAUACGAGGAGUUUCUUAGGGAAAAGAAACUCAUUGACCAGGUCGUCGAGAGAAUACAUCAGGAAGACGAGAGAGCUCUUCAGGAGAAAUGGUUAAAAAUGCAGAAAACAAAGUCUGAGAUGGUGGCUUUCAAGGAAGCCCAAGAACAUUGGAAACAAAAGCAAAGGGAACAGAUUGAGGAAGAAAAUAAGAAAAUUCAAGAAUACAUGUUCUCUAAACAAUCAGAUGUACAGGCAAAAAAAAUUGAAAAGCAGCGUAAGGAACAAGCACGGGAGGAAAUGGUGGAUAAGAUAGCUAAACGGCUGUAUGAAGAAAGGACCAAACAAAGAGAAAGGGAAGACAUCCAGCAGGAGCUAUUGGAACAGGAACGUAUAGAAUCUGCGGAAUUGCGAGAACAGAAAGAGGUAGAAAAGCGUUUCCGCCAGAGGAUCGACAUGGUGAGAGGCCUGGACAGCCAAGUGAGGGAACGAGAAGAGAUGAAGAGGCAGAUGGCGGCCGAGGACGCUUAUUACAAGAAUAUGAUGCAGAAAAACGCCGAGGAAGAUUUGAAGCUGGAAAUGAUGUCCUCGGAGAAGAGGCGCAUAAGGAAGAUGCAAUUGAGGAAGGAUUUGCAGGAUCUGAUAGCGGAGAGGAGGAGGAAACACGCCGAGAACAUGCAGAUCUUGUUGAAAUUGCACGAUCAGGAAUUGGAGGAACUGGCUGAAAGAAACCGGAAGAUAGAAGAGGAAAGGAUCAGAAUGCUGAAAGAACAUGCUGAGCACCUGAUUGGUUAUAUGCCAAGGGGCAUACUGCGGGAAGAAGAUCUACCACUCCUAGGAGAAGCUGUCUACGAGAAAUACAGGCCUAGAAGGGAUAAUAUACCAUGAGCUAUUGGCAGUUUUGAAGGAUGAAAUUGCGCAUUGUGAUACUUAUAUUUAAAUUUUUUAAUGAGCACAUGAUCAUUUAUUGUAAAUCACUGUGGAAUGAAUAAAAUAUUACUAGUUGACA
Molecule: messenger RNA, 1693 nt
Organism: Coccinella septempunctata (seven-spotted ladybird)
Lineage: Eukaryota; Metazoa; Arthropoda; Insecta; Coleoptera; Coccinellidae
Product: meiosis-specific nuclear structural protein 1
Exons: 8
Coding region: 142-1572 (476 amino acids)
Biological process (GO): cilium organization
Cellular component (GO): motile cilium
Source: RefSeq, a predicted model, not a curated record